Monosiga brevicollis MX1 is the source of this 444-nucleotide messenger RNA. RefSeq lists its product as uncharacterized. Gene Ontology annotation, biological process: vesicle-mediated transport; protein transport. Gene Ontology annotation, cellular component: intracellular membrane-bounded organelle. The coding region runs from base 1 to 444 and encodes 147 amino acids. The transcript has 4 exons. The record is from RefSeq and is a predicted model, not a curated record. NCBI's taxonomy places the organism in Eukaryota, Choanoflagellata, Craspedida, Salpingoecidae.
AUGGCCAUCAAGUUCUUCUUGAUGGUGAAUCGCCAGGGUCAGACCCGUGUGGCGCAGUACUAUACAUACACGGACGUGGCCACGCGUGCUGCUGAUGAGGCGGAGAUUAUCCGAAAGUGUCUGGCUCGGACGGAGAAGCAGUGCUCCUUUAUUGAGUAUCGUACCUUCAAGCUUGUCUUCCGGCGUUAUGCCUCGCUCUACUUUAUCAUUGGCUGCGAUGAACACGAGAAUGAGCUAGCCAUCCUCGAAUUCAUUCACAUGGCCGUCGAGACACUGGAUCAGUACUUUGAUGGCGUUAGCGAACUGGACAUCAUGUUCAACAUUGAAAAGGCGCACUUCAUUCUUGACGAGAUGCUGAGCAACGGAGAGAUUGUGGAGACCAACAAAACGCGCAUCCUCGCCCCUGUUCGCGUGAUUGACCGCUCUGACAAGCUCUCCUCCUGA